CUUUCAGUGAUGGCGUCUGCAGAUCUAAGAGACGAGCUGACCUGCUCUAUCUGUACGGGCAUGUAUACAGAUCCUGUAACCCUGCCAUGUGGACAUAGCUACUGCCGGGUCUGUAUCACAAGAACAUGGGACAACCAGGAGGACAGAGAAUAUUCCUGUCCUGAAUGCAGACACGGGUUUAGGGUAAAACUAAACCUGCAAGGUGCUCUAAGAUUGCGUAACAUAGUGGAGAUUUUCCUAUCUACUCACCCAGAGCAGGAGGAGGUUGGGAUCUCCUGUACUUACUGUGUUCACUCUCCUGUACCUGCUGCUAAAACAUGUCUGCACUGUGAAGCUUCUCUUUGUGAAGUCCACCUGAGGGUCCACAGCAAGACAGCAGAACAUGUCCUAAUUGAACCCACAACUUCACUGGGGAACAGGAAAUGCUCCGUCCACAAGAAAGUCCUGGAGUAUUACUGCUCUGAGGAUGCUGCCUGUAUCUGUGUGUCCUGCAGUCUGACUGGAGAGCACAGGGGACAUCAGGUGGAGACUGUGAAUGUGGCCUCUAAGAUGAAGAAGGAGAAACUGAGAAAUAUUCUGCAGAAACUGACCUCAAAGAGAGAGGAGGCUGAGAAAAGAGUCCAGAGCCUGCAGGAGCUCAGGAGGAAAGUGUCAGAAAAAGCAGCCGGGGUAACAGAGGAAGUCACUGCCCUGAUUAGGGGCAUCAAGGAACAGCUGGAAGCCCUAGAGAAGCGAGUCCUGAGUAAGAUCUCCAGGCAGGAAGAGCAGGCCUCACUCCAAGUCUCAGAUCUAAUCCGGCAGCUGGAAAUAAAGAAGAAGGAUCUGUCCAGGAAGAUGGGUCACAUUGAGGAGCUGUGUAACAUGACGGACCCAUUAACUGUCUUACAAGGACGGGAAUCAGACAGCGCUGAGUUUUGUGAUACUGAGGAGGAAGAUAAUGAGGACAGAGAGAGAGAUGAUAACAAGGUCCGUGCUGUAGGGGAUAUGGAUAUGGGUCUGAUCUCAGUGACUUUAUACUCAGGCUUAGCUGGGAUUGUGACCGGAGUAAAGAGACUGCUCCAUGUACCGGCUAAUAUAUUACCGGGUGUAAACACGGCUUCAGACAUGUUAGUGGACAUGUUACUGGAUGUAAACACGGCUUCAGACAUGUUACUGGGUGUAAACACGGCUUCAGACAUGUUACUGGGUAUAAACAUGGCUUCAGACAUGUUACUGGAUGUAAACACGGCUGCUAAUCAUGUAACUGUAUCGGGUGAUAUGAAAACUGUAUCCUGGUCAGUAAUAAACCAGAGACGCCCAGAAACACCAGAGAGAUUUCAGUCUAAUCAGGUUCUAAGUUCCAGGAGUUUCUCCUCAGGGCGACAUUACUGGGAAGUGGAGGGCAGUGAAUCAGGGGGAUGGGCGGUAGGGAUGGCCUAUCCCAGUAUAGCCAGGAAAGGAGGUCAGUCAGGGAUUGGAUAUAAUAACAAGUCCUGGGGUUUGGGGACGGGGUAUAAUAAUCAGUAUAUUGUGACACAUGACAGUAAAGGAAUCCAUUUACCCCCCCGCUCCUCUUCCAGCCGGAGAUUAGGGAUAUUCCUGGACUACGAGGCCGGGCGGCUGUCCUUUUAUGAGCUGUGUGACCCCAUCAGACACUUGCACACCUUCACUGCCACCUUCACUGAGCCGCUUCAUGCUAUAUUCAGGGUAUAUUGGGAUAAUACCUGGCUGAGAAUUUUCUGUAUUGAAUGAUUUAUUAAUCUAAUUAAAGAGAUUUAACUGGA
Pelobates fuscus (common spadefoot toad) is the source of this 1763-nucleotide messenger RNA. Its product is annotated as tripartite motif-containing protein 14-like. Bases 10 to 1731 code for a protein of 573 amino acids. NCBI's taxonomy places the organism in Eukaryota, Metazoa, Chordata, Amphibia, Anura, Pelobatidae. Gene Ontology annotation, molecular function: protein binding; zinc ion binding. The record is from RefSeq and is a predicted model, not a curated record. The transcript is spliced from 2 exons.